Solenopsis invicta (red fire ant) is the source of this 1102-nucleotide messenger RNA. RefSeq names its product cytochrome P450 6d3. The coding region runs from base 530 to 850 and encodes 106 amino acids. The transcript has a single exon. Lineage: Eukaryota; Metazoa; Arthropoda; Insecta; Hymenoptera; Formicidae. Gene Ontology annotation, molecular function: monooxygenase activity; iron ion binding; heme binding. The record is from RefSeq and is a predicted model, not a curated record.
UUGAAUGUAUUCAAACUCUCAUUUUUACAAAGCGUUGCGUAAUUCGACAUUCGUUCAUUCGUCACAUCGUUUGCGGGCAAGAUCUUAUUUCUAUUUUGCUUAUUGCUUGCUCGGUCGACUCAUUCGUUCGAUGUUCGGUUAAUAACUGUGCGUCCUACCUAUUUGCUGUUAUGAUCGCUUUUUUUACAUACCUAAAUUCAGGCUUGUAGCAAAUCGAUCCAACAUUCAAUUUCAAAUAUACGCAAUUGUUCCUUUUCUAACUCUCAAAUAUAUGCGUGUAAUUACUAUUAUCUAUAACUUAAAUUUUAUCAAAUUGUAAUUGGUAAUUAUGUUUUGGAAUAUAUUUUAUUUAUUACUUAAUUUUGCAUCUGUUAUAUAAUUUUAUUUCUAUUUAUUUGACGAUAUAUGUUACUGAAAGUAUUUUUACGCAACACAAAAAGUCACACAAUUAAAUAAAAAGAAAAUUUUGUCAACAGGAGUAUUCUUCGAUGAUGUCUAUCUGAAAUAUAAGGAACAUCAUGCUUUUGGAAUGUACACAUUUUUUAAACCAAAUUUGAUAAUAGCCGAUCUCGAUCUUAUACGAACGGUGAUGACAAAGGAAUUCAAAUCUUUUCAUGAUCGUGGGAUGUUCUGUAACGAAAAGAUUGAUCCAUUAACCGGCAAUUUAUUUCUUAUGCCUGGAAAAAGAUGGCCAAAUAUGCGCGCUAAGUUGACACCCACAUUUACUUCAGGUAAAAUGAAGCAAAUGUUUGCUAUAUUGAAAGAGUGUGGUGAUGAACUCGCAAAGCAUCUGGAGAAUAAUGCUCAAACAAGAGAUACCAUCGAAAUUAAAGUUAUAUUAGCAAGGUAAAUUAUUUUUAACAAAACCGUUAUUUAAUCAAAGUUCUUUUAACAAAGAAAAGAAUUUUUUAGAUAUAAACUUUGAAUUUUAUUAUUUACCGAUCUAUGUAAAAGAUGACGUUACUCGGAGACUGAUUUAUCAACUCUCAUUCUAAAAAAAUAUAACAUUUUUAUCAGUACUAGAGUCUUAUAUAUACGAGAUAUACUGAAAAAAAAGACUGGUAAUAACUACCAAAUGUAUAGUGAAAUAGGAUCAAUUAAA